This is a messenger RNA of Cucumis melo (muskmelon), 1162 nucleotides long. RefSeq lists its product as uncharacterized. The record is from RefSeq and is a predicted model, not a curated record. NCBI's taxonomy places the organism in Eukaryota, Viridiplantae, Streptophyta, Magnoliopsida, Cucurbitales, Cucurbitaceae. The transcript is spliced from 2 exons. The coding region runs from base 309 to 797 and encodes 162 amino acids.
CAUCGUUACAAUCUCAAGGAAGAAGAAAAGAGUUGGUAAGACAUUUCGUGCGAAUCCUCCGUCGAUUACGUGCGUGUGAAAAUCAUAUACAACAUUUUUCUUUUCUUCUUCUCUAUAAAGUUACCUUUCACCUUCUUCCAUCUUCUCCCUAACCAGCUUCAAUCAACCGGUACAGAUCUUCAUUUUUCCAAGGUUUGUAGGCUGUUGGCAAGGAUCUUAUUAGUUGCUUCUGAAAGUUGAAAGAUUGAGAAAUGGCGAUGAAGCAGUGAUUAACCUUUGUAUUGCUUCAAAUACACACCUUCCUCAAUAUGGAACAUGUGCAAAAUCAGCACGUUAUGGAUCAAGACAAAGGCAAUAGGAUAGACAAUGAUAUCAUGACCCGUCGACUGAAGAAUCGAGAAAGGCAACGCAGAUAUAGAGCUCGGAAACGUCUAGAAGAAGAAAUAAAGAAAGCUUCAAUUGCGAAACAACCAAUUCAGACAGGAACAUAUUUUCAACCAAAUGGCAUUGCAAACAAUCCCUUGACUCGGGUGCAUUGUAGCCGAAAUUGGAAGAAGGAAGCAAGAAGUGCUAAUAUAUCUAGAGGGGUAGAAGAAGCCUCUUGUAAUAGUUCCAAUAUGGCUGCAAGAACAUCAACCAGUGAGAGUCAACUGCAGUGCGUACCCUCUAACGUUGAUCCACAAUUAGAAACGCCGUCACACUCGAAGACACCUGCUGAUCAACUCGUCUCUGAAACAGCAAAAAAGGUGUUUGGUCGAAGAAAUUGGAAAGCAGAUGCGAGAAAGAAAAAGAAUUGAAGUGUUGAGUUGAUGUUAUUCUUAUCGUUUUACUAUUGUAGUUGGGGGCUAUCGCUUUUGUUUUCACAUCUGGAAUGAACGUUCAACUGUUGACGAAGACACCCUUUGAAGGACUUUCACAUGAAGCUGAACAAAUUUUGUAUGGAUAGAAUGGGUUGAGCAACAAGGUAGAAGUCUCUUGGGUUGAAGGCGGUCGGAUGCGUUUUCAAAUAUUUGUAAGUUUUGAUGAGUAUUAGUUAAGAGUCAUUCAGUAAAAGAAUAUUUGAGGUGUAGAUAUACAGGUUUAAGCCUGGAGUAUGUCCUUGUUGAAUAUGGAUAUCUCCCAUAUAUUAUUAAUGUUAUAGAGAUUUUUCAUUUUAGUUUUA